This is a messenger RNA of Arachis ipaensis, 1240 nucleotides long. NCBI's taxonomy places the organism in Eukaryota, Viridiplantae, Streptophyta, Magnoliopsida, Fabales, Fabaceae. The record is from RefSeq and is a predicted model, not a curated record.
AUGAAUGCUAGACAUGUAUUCAUUGUUGUGUUGGUUGGGUCAGCUAUAUUCAUAACUAUGUAUUUUGGGAAUUUAGAGACAGUUCCAUAUACCAAGAGAAGCCACUGGAUUUUGUUAUCUAAAGCCAUGGUGAGGCAACUUGGGGAGGCUGAAUUCGAGAAACAGAAGGCGAGUUUCAAGGGUGUGAGGAUAAGGAUGAUAUCAAUGGAAAUCAUUGAUACCUUGCAGAGAGGGUUGAGCAAGGAACAAGUUUGGAGUGAUGUUGGUUAUGUCACAGGGUUUGAAGGGGAUACUGAGGAGACUUUGAAAUCGUUGACUAAUGCUAGUGCUUAUUGUAAGGCAGAGAGUGGUUGGCACAAGGAAGAUGAAAUCCUUGAUGACAGUUGGGUUCAGCAAAGUAGAAAGGAAGGGCCAGCUACCUCUCAUCUCGAUGGAUUGAAUUGGGAGGUGCUUGUUGUCAAUGAUUCGGUUGUCAAUGCCAUUUUGCUACCUGGUGGUAAGAUUGUUGUAUACAACGGAUUGUUAGAGCAUUUUAAAAGUGACGCUGAGAUUGCCACUAUAAUUGGACAUGAGGUUGGGCAUGCUGUGGCCAGACACAUCGCUGAAGGUUUGACGAAGAAUAGCUUCUUUUUUCUUGAGGCUACCAUUCUAUCGACGGAUGGAAAUGGAAGCUGAUUACAUUGGCCUGCUCUUGAUUCCGCCGGAUAUGAUCCACAGGUGGCGCCCACAGUGUAUCAGAAACUGGGAGAAGUCAACGGUGACUCGGCACUUAUGGAUUAUUUCUCCACUCAUCCAUCAGGAAGAAAGAGAGCAAGGUUGCUCUCCCAGGCCAAAAUAAUGGAAGAAGCAUCCACUAUAUACAAGAAUGCUAGGUCUGGAAGAAGUAUUGAAGGAUUUCUUUAGCAGAACUUAUAUUGCCACACCAGAAUCAACAAAGAACCUGUAGAUGAAACUUAAAAGAAUUCUGUUUUGGCCAAAAGAAAAGCUAGGGAAUUUUCUGUAUGAUGAAAUUUUGAACAAUUUAGUUUCAUAGAUAGAUGUUUGUUAUGUAAAGUGUUAAUUGUACAGCGCUUCAAAAGAAAAUUAAUGAUUAGAUCAUCUGAUGUAACAUCUCAAAGGUAUUUCUAAGGUAGAAGUGACUAUUUUUUCAUUGCUCAAUACAUGUUAUUGCAACAACCAAAUCAAGUGUAUGGUUGCUACUAUGCUCAUAUAAAAGGUUAAAAAAGUAUUGUUCAAUGUA